Messenger RNA from Penaeus indicus, 2476 nucleotides. RefSeq lists its product as uncharacterized. Gene Ontology annotation, molecular function: glucose-6-phosphatase activity. Gene Ontology annotation, biological process: glucose 6-phosphate metabolic process; gluconeogenesis. Gene Ontology annotation, cellular component: membrane. The transcript has 12 exons. Bases 172 to 2019 code for a protein of 615 amino acids. The record is from RefSeq and is a predicted model, not a curated record. NCBI's taxonomy places the organism in Eukaryota, Metazoa, Arthropoda, Malacostraca, Decapoda, Penaeidae.
UCUUGACACACUCGCCUGGUGACCGUGUGUGCGUUUGUGUGCCCGUUUAUCCAGGCGUGUGUGCGUGUACGUUUAAGUGUGUGAGUGCAAGAGGACCAGCAAGACGGCCAGGCAUUUGAGAACUUAAGGGAGACUGAACAACGUCUUAAUCGGCGCAGACUGCAGACAAGAAUGGAGAGCUACAUGGAGAUGUCUCACAAAUGGGGGGCGGAAUUUAUCGAGAGUCUGCAGACCAGGGAAAGAUUUUCGCAGGUAAAGGUAAAGGUAACGGGGAGAAAUAGGAGCAGGGAAGGAAGGAGAGAGACCAAGCAACAAACGCAAAGAUCAAAACCAUCCAAGAUCGGAACAUGGAAUAUUCGGUUUGUACCAAUCUGGAAAACUGGACAAUGUUCUCCACGAGACAGACAGAAUGAAUGUCUGGUGCUAGACAAAAUUAUUUCAAGAUCCGUUGUGUUGCUCUCGCCCAAAAACGACCGCAUUCUCCUAGUCAAGACCAAAGCUAGUCCUGUAAACGUAGCUUAUACUCUCACUGCGGAUGCUGAAGACCAACAAAUCGACAUCUUCAACAACUCUCUUGAUGAACUUUUCUCAUCAUAUAAAUCAAACGAAAUUAUGAUUGUCAUGGGUGAAUUUAAUGCUAAUGCCCCUAACCAUGACACUGACUAUCGUUUUGGUGCCUUCAUUGAGAACAUUCAAGCAGCAGCUGCUAAAACCAUCCCGACACAUCUGCAAAUGACCACCCAAAUACUUUUUGAUGCUGUUAUGGAAGCCAGCGAACACCUUGGCCUCCAUGUCAACAGCAAGAAAACUAAUUAUAUGGAAAUUUCGAAGCCAGAGGUCCCACCAAUUUGUCCACUGAAACAGGGAGAAGUAGAAAUCCAAGUCCAUGAAAAUGUGUCUUACACUGAGAUCUUCAGAAGAGGACAGGGACGCGAGCUUCUAGAAUCGAUUCGAGCGGGACAACACAAAUUCCUCGGGCAUGCAAUCCGUAAGGGCACAUUAGAAGACCUUUGGCUAAGUGGUAAAACUGAAGGUAAGCAAGCCCAAGGUAGGCCGAGACUUCCACGUCUGCAGUGUCUCCAGGUUGCUAUGGUAACGAUCUCAGAGGUUUCCCCUCAUCCAGCUUUCCCCGGUCUGCGUAGUGUCGUCUGGCAGGGCACCUUGUGCAUAGCAGGUGACAGGCCAUACUGGUGGGUGCAUGAGACGCCCGUAUACGCCCACCGCAGGCCGCCCGUGCUCAUGCAAUACCCGCGGACUUGUGAAACGGGACCUGGCAUGCCCUCGGGUCACGCCAAACUGAAUGCCGCCAUGUUCUAUAUCCUGGUGUCCGCGUUCAACGAGAUGGUGGUCAAGAACACGACGCUCCUGAGCCAGAAACAGCGUGUGUGGGCGACUCGUGGGCUGUGGGCGGCUUACGGAAUCUGGAUGACGUUGGUGCUGAUCUCAAGGACGUAUAUCGCCGCCCACUUCCCCCAUCAGUGCGUGGCAGGCGCUCUCAUAGGACUGAUGAUGGCCAUGAUGGUGUCUCGCAUGCCGGUCUUGCAACAUCUCACACGCCGUCAGUAUGUUGCACUCUCUGUCACCAUCAUCGUCUCUGUCCUGGGAAUCUACUUCAGCGUCAGGACCAUCGGAGGGAACGUUCUGUGGUCCCUGGAAAAGGCCAUCAAGUGGUGCGUGAAGAGGGAGUACAUCCACAUUGACUCCACUCCAUUCUACUCCUUCUCUCGUUACUCCGGGGUCUCGCUCGGUCUCGGUCUCGGUCUCUCUUCGCCGUGGUUCAAGAAAGCUGCCAAGUCGAGAUUCAGCACCAACAUGAUCGCGUCCUUAGCUGUGCUCAACUUCGUCACGAGUCAGAUUGGCGUCGUCGUGCACAAGUCCCUCUCGCCCGCCAUGUUUGGGUGGUACGUUGCAGAAUUCACUCUCAAUUGCACCGUGACCUUCAUGCUGGUGGCCGCCCUUCCAAAUUUCGUCAGGGUCGUGUACAAUGCACGUGCGGGCGACAAGUACAAGAAGAAAUGAAGAGGGGGUGGGCGUACGUAGUUGUUUGUUGCCUGUUUGGGGGGCGGGUUUUCUGCGUACUGUGUGUGCUCGAAGUGAGAGGGAGAGAGUGUGGAGGGAGGAUUUUCGUGUUUUCCUUCGCUCUCCUCCUUAUGCUACUUUUCUGAUUCUUCCUUUCCUUUAUUUCUUUUUUUUUUCUUUUCUUUUCCUUUUUCCUGCUUCUUUUUUUCUUUUUACGUCUUCUUUAUCAUCUCGCUUCUUCUAAUGUUUCAUUUCUUUCUCCUUCUUCUCCUACAUCUAUUUUUCUUCUUCUUUUUCUUCCUUUUCCUGUUUCUUAUUUUUGGAUUGGUGUUGAAAGACUGUAAUAUUUUCUUUAUUUCUUAUUGUUUGAAUUAUCUUCGGUAAUUUUCCACCUGUGUUAUUCUUGUGAGAUUCACGUAUCAUUGUAACGUUAUGUUAUUAAAACAAAUAUAUAUAA